GUCGAAGAUAAAGUGAGGUUAAGUUUACUAUUUAUUUGGGAAUUUUUGCAUGAAUACCGAAACGAAAAUAAAUGCAAUUAUAAGAAUUGUUUAUGUACGUUUAGAUUAAUUAAAACAUGGGGGAUGUGCUGAAGCAACUUCGCGAAAAAUCUCGAAAGCGUAAAUUAUUGUUAGCCCAAACUUUUGGAGUAUCCGGAGCAGAAGAAUUGAGGACUGUCUUAGGAACCGGAGAAACAUCUCACUCGAAAGCUACCAGCAAAGAAAACACCAACGACAAAGAAAAAUAUGAUUACAAAAAUGCAGAUUUCUCCGACGAAUUGAUAUACAAAGAUUCAUCAUUGUUCCUAAAAGGCACCCAGUCUUCUAAUCCACACAACGAUUACUGCCAGCAUUUUGUCGACACUGGCCAAAGGCCUCAGAAUUUCAUCAGAGACGUAGGCUUGGCGGAUCGCUUCGAAGAAUACCCCAAACUGCGCGAGCUGAUCAAACUCAAGGACGAGCUGAUCCAAGAAACGGCUACUCCCCCUAUGUACCUCAAAUGCGAUCUGAUGAACUACGAUCUAAAGACGUUGAACUGCAAAUUCGAUGUGAUAUUGGUGGAGCCUCCGCUUGAAGAGUAUCAAAGAACAAUGGGCGUAACGAACAUGCAGUUUUGGAGCUGGGAGCAGGUCAUGAAUCUGGACAUAGGCGAAGUGGCUGCCCAAAGGAGUUUCGUGUUUUUAUGGUGUGGUAGUUCCGAUGGACUGGAUAUGGGAAGAAUAUGUUUGAGAAAAUGGGGCUUUCGAAGAUGUGAAGAUAUUAGCUGGAUUAGGACGAACAUCAAAAAUCCUGGACAUUCUAAAAAUCUCGACCCCAAAGCGGUAUUCCAGCGGACCAAAGAGCAUUGUCUCAUGGGCAUUAAAGGUACCGUCAGACGUUCCACAGAUGGAGAUUUUAUUCACGCUAACGUUGACAUCGAUUUGAUCAUUUCCGAGGAGAACGAAUACGGCAGUUUGGAGAAACCCGUUGAAAUAUUCCACAUUAUCGAGCAUUUUUGUUUAGGAAGAAGAAGACUCCAUAUAUUCGGUAGAGAGAGCACAAUCCGACCUGGCUGGCUAACCAUAGGACCUGAAUUAACCAAUUCAAACUUCAACGCUGAAUUGUACGCGAGUUAUUUCUCUCCUACCACACUAACCACAGGUUGCUCCGACAGGAUCGAAGCCCUGCGACCCAAAAGCCCUCCGGCCAAGGGCAAAGGGAACUCCGGAAAUAGAGGCAGGGCUAAUUUCCAAAGAGGCAGGGGAAGGAAUCGUUAAUACAUGUUAAUUAAGGUAUAUUUAAGGAUUAAAAUUAUGCGUUUUAUAAAGUAAUUGUAACGGUUGAAAUUUUGUUUAAUUAGUCUA
Messenger RNA from Phyllotreta striolata, 1382 nucleotides. NCBI's taxonomy places the organism in Eukaryota, Metazoa, Arthropoda, Insecta, Coleoptera, Chrysomelidae. The record is from the annotation of a GenBank genome assembly.